This is a messenger RNA of Zingiber officinale, 768 nucleotides long. RefSeq lists its product as uncharacterized. Bases 181 to 657 code for a protein of 158 amino acids. Lineage: Eukaryota; Viridiplantae; Streptophyta; Magnoliopsida; Zingiberales; Zingiberaceae. The record is from RefSeq and is a predicted model, not a curated record. The transcript is spliced from 4 exons.
CUUGGUGCUCAGCCAUGAAAACGCUUCUCUGCCUUCGGACUGCGUGCCCACUGUGAUUUGCGCUUCCAAAGCAAACACCAGCACCGGCUUCGGCUUGCUCCGCCGCUGCCUCAGUCUCAGGCUCUCAGCUUUCCCCGAUCGACCGGCCCCUUCAUCCGGGCGCCAUUGUUCAGCUGCUCCAUGAAACCGCCGACUACUCCUACUAUGCCAACUCCGUUCUCGGAGGACUCCGACAGCGAUCAGGAUGAGCAGAAAAGUGAUGUAGAUAUCGUACAGGUGAACGACUUGUGGAUGAACUCAUGGGUGGUGUUACUUGAUCAUAUCUUUGGUCGGACAGACAAGGGUAUAGAAAUCGGGAACACAAAGUACGAUGCCUUAUUUGCUCUAUUCCAAGUAUACCUCAAUAUGAAAGACUAUGAGAAAGCUAAAAUUAUCCUAGGCGUGAUUCAGAAUUCCAAAGAACAUAGUGAAAUGGACUGGAGACCGCAUCUUCUUGAGGCUAUUCUUAACUUGACAAUGGCAGUGGAGAAGUUGCGACAAGGAAAAAUUACAGAGAAUGGUGCCAGGGAAUUGAUUGAGAAUGCCAAAGAAUCAUGGGGACGUUACAAGAAAUUGGAGGAGGGCUUCGGACUUCCAGCACCACCAGUGGAGGAUUGAAUAGGACAUAGAUCUUUCUAUGCCUUUUGUUCCACAAAUGGCGGUCAUAAUCUUGCAUGGUCAAGCAUAAUUCUGUCUCACCUGAACUCAAAUCAUGUUUCUUCUUCUUCU